This is a messenger RNA of Rhinolophus ferrumequinum (greater horseshoe bat), 495 nucleotides long. RefSeq lists its product as uncharacterized. The transcript has 4 exons. Lineage: Eukaryota; Metazoa; Chordata; Mammalia; Chiroptera; Rhinolophidae. The coding region runs from base 13 to 495 and encodes 160 amino acids. The record is from RefSeq and is a predicted model, not a curated record.
CAAAGUCGUACCAUGCAGUUUCUGACUGCAGUAAGUCCACGGUCAUUCUAUACUCCAAGCUGGAAGAUUGAGGCCGAGUAUUCAACCAGAGUGCUCACUGGAAACUGGGUGGAAGAGAGGAGGACGUUCACCAAAGCCACUGAGAAAACACCGCAGAGCAUUUACAGGAAAGAGUACGUCCCCUUCCCCUGCCACAGACCGGACCAGAUAUCCAGGUGGUACACCAAGAGGAGAGUUGAGGGGCUCCCGUACAAACACCUGAUCACCCACAACCAGGAGCCCUCGCACUGCCACCUGAUCAGCUCGUAUGACGACCAUUACAACCGGCACAAUUAUAACCUGGGCCUGCCCCCAUGCCGCUCCUGGAGUGGACACAAAUUGCUGUGGCUCCCAGAGAAAGCCGACUUCCCCCUUCUGGGGCUGAGGUGUGCCCGGCUCACGCGGGAGGACUCGCACGGGGGACCCUGGCUCCAGGAGAGUGUUAGAGUGAGGUGA